GUCCUGGAGCUGGGUUCUUCUGUUCUUGCAUCAUUUGACUGAAGAAGGACAUGGGGUUGAGGUUUGAGGACUGACAGAUUCUAAAUCCAGACUUCCUCGGCCCCUCAGAAAGACACCAGACCCCCACAUGGAACCAAAGGCCCCAUGCCCCGCUGCCAUACCCUCAGUGGAGAAAAAGUUCCAUGUUCUUGUGGGUGUCACUGGAAGCGUUGCUGCUCUGAAGCUGCCUCUUCUGGUAUCAAAGCUUUUGGACAUUCCUGGGCUGGAAGUCACAGUGGUAACAACGGAGAGAGCCAAACAUUUCUACAGCCCUCAGGAUGUCCCCGUCACCCUCUACAGUGACACUGAUGAAUGGGAGAUGUGGAAGUGCCGUUCUGACCCGGUUCUUCACAUAGAUCUGCGGAGGUGGGCUGACCUCAUGCUAGUGGCCCCCCUGGAUGCCAACACUCUGGGGAAGGUGGCCAGUGGCAUCUGUGACAAUUUACUUACAUGUGUCAUCCGGGCCUGGGACCUCAACAAGCCCCUCCUCUUCUGUCCUGCCAUGAACACUGCCAUGUGGGAGCACCCUCUCACUGCACAGCAGGUGGGCCAGCUCAAGGCCUUUGGCUACGUGGAGAUUCCCUGUGUGAGCAAGAAGCUAGUGUGUGGAGACCAAGGUCUAGGAGCCAUGGCUGAAGUGGAGACCAUUGUGGCUAAAGUGUGGGACAUGCUCUCCCAGCGCGGUGGCAGCCAGCAAAGUUGAACUGGGAUUUUGCCGUGAUGUCCCUGCACCCAGUAAGUUCAGUCUGCGCUGUUGAAGGAUAUCAGCACAGUAUGAAAAGCUUGUGCUUGCUGAGAAGGGGCUAGCCUGCACCUUCUUGGACCUUCCCUUCGGUCUAACCCUCUUCAAGCUACAUGGAACCACAGACCCAGGUCCUACGCGUCUGUAAUCCUAGCACUCAGAAGGCUGAGGCAGGAUUGCUACAAGUUUGAAGUUGGCUUGGGCUACAGAGUGAGCCAGGCCUGUGAGUGUGAAUGCCUAUUUCAAAACAAAAGCAGCAAGAAGAAACACCAUAUCUCAAGAUCUCCGGCACGGCAGGCCCUGGUCAGGCCCUGGAAGCUCCCAUUCUUUGGUGCCCAGGUGCCACACAGUCAAGAAGUCUGUGAGAUGGCCAGACUCUUCAGAUUUCCCACAGACUGUACUGAGAGUGGGGACACGAAUGGCUCUGGGAAAUAAAGAAAAGUGACCUUUUAGGA
Arvicanthis niloticus (Nile rat) is the source of this 1236-nucleotide messenger RNA. The record is from RefSeq and is a predicted model, not a curated record. NCBI's taxonomy places the organism in Eukaryota, Metazoa, Chordata, Mammalia, Rodentia, Muridae.